Molecule: messenger RNA, 869 nt
Organism: Mytilus californianus (California mussel)
Lineage: Eukaryota; Metazoa; Mollusca; Bivalvia; Mytilida; Mytilidae
Product: potassium voltage-gated channel protein shk-1-like
Exons: 1
Coding region: 71-757 (228 amino acids)
Biological process (GO): potassium ion transmembrane transport
Cellular component (GO): membrane
Molecular function (GO): voltage-gated potassium channel activity
Source: RefSeq, a predicted model, not a curated record
AAAAUCGGCCAUUGGUGUAGUAGCUUUCAACGUGAACAGUUCCAAAGAAGUUUUAUUUCUAACAACGAGAAUGCCAAAGUGGUGGUAUCAGUUAGAUCGUGCCUUAAUGGGAUAUUUUACAGUAGAAUUUAUUGUGCGAUUCAUAGCCUGUCCAUCAAAACAGACAUUCGCCAAAUGUUGGUUAAAUAUUUUGGAUUUUGUUUUAAAUAUGUCAAUGUGGACUAGGUUUGGUAUAGAACAACUAAAUCAUGAAAAAAUGUUAACGACAUCUAAUAGCGUGAUAAUUUGGGUUUGGGGCUUAUCCUAUUGUAUGGUUUCGUUGAGAAUUCUUCGAUUCCUGCGUGUAAAUAGGCAGUAUUUUGAGCUACGCGUCCUCUUGCUGACCUUGAAACAAAGUAGCAAAGAGCUUUUGCUUUUAUUUGUAAGCUUCAUACUUUUGGCUGCACUGUUCGCAAAUUUUAUAUUUUAUGCGGAGUACGAAGACCCAACAGCGUUUCCAUCAACGUUUUCCGGUCUAUGGUGGUCUGUUGUUACCAUGACAACAGUUGGAUACGGUGACACUGUUCCAAAAUCAAUACUUGGAAAAGUAAUAGGAGGCGCAUGUGCUAUGUGUGGUCUUCUAGUAAUUGCAAUGCCAAUUACAAUUGUUGCUUCUAAAUUUAAUGAUAACUAUCGCAAAAUGAAAGAUAUUGUUAAAUUCAAACUAAAAAUCAGUGUGAAAAAGAUCGCAAACAUAAGAUCCUGUAUAAGAAAAUAACUUUCAAAUUGGUUUGCAGGAAAAGUCACUACUAGUAAUUGAAAUGGAAAUUUGCAACCGUCAAAGCCCAUUUGACUAUGACAACACUGCCAAGUUCAAAGUUCAAACAUAU